This is a messenger RNA of Ictalurus punctatus (channel catfish), 3651 nucleotides long. RefSeq names its product RB-associated KRAB zinc finger protein. Gene Ontology annotation, molecular function: DNA-binding transcription factor activity; RNA polymerase II cis-regulatory region sequence-specific DNA binding. The record is from RefSeq and is a predicted model, not a curated record. The coding region runs from base 739 to 1818 and encodes 359 amino acids. Gene Ontology annotation, biological process: regulation of transcription by RNA polymerase II. Lineage: Eukaryota; Metazoa; Chordata; Actinopteri; Siluriformes; Ictaluridae. The transcript has 4 exons.
CAAAAACAGUAAAUAUCUUGGCUACCGUUAGCUAGCUAGCAUAAACAGGACCACCAGUUCUCUAACUGUAUGUAACGUUAUGUGUGUAGCUAAACAUUUUUACAAAAGGAAACGACGAUAGAAAUUGAAUUCUUUCAAUUGUUUAAUUCUUUAAUGGAAAAAAAACCCCUCGGAUUGUGAUUUAGGAACAAACUGAACACGUGUUCAGACGUGAUGAGUGAUGAUUUCCGCCUGCAGUCCUUGUGAGGCUAACCGGUGGCCAUUGGUUUCAGUUGCAUGUUAGCAACAUUAGCUUUGUAUCUGUAGUGCAGACGUGAAGAAGACAGAAACCUUCAGGCAGCAAACAUGUCUGCUUUAGGUUGAUUAGAUUCAGACUAUGUGGACUGUCUGAAAUCUGAACCGUCUCCACACCCCACCUUUAAUAAGAACGGAAGGGACCAGGGAGGGGGGUUAUUUUUGGAGGUUGUGAAGCACAAUCGCGCCCUUCAGGCUAUAUUUACACUUUCCCCUUUGGUACACACAUGAGCCCUUCUACUAUUCUGAGAUUUACGGUAAGCAAUCCCAGCAGCCCCUUCUCCAUUUCCUUCCACAAUAAAGUAAAGAAAAAGCGCCGUGAAUAGCCCGAGGUCAAACAGUGCCGAGAAGGAGAAGUGUAACGCUCUGACACUCUUAGGAAAGGUGUUUGUGCUUGAUUUAUUCAUCACCAUAACAACAACAACAAUAGUAGUAAUAAUAAAGAUGGUGGAGACGAUGGUGAGCGACUCCCAUUUUCAGAACCAGUUAGCGUCCAUAAUGGAAAUGCUGGCCAAAACGGCCGUGCUGGAAAUCGGCAAACUGGUGGAGGAGAGUCAUGCGGUGUUUAGGAGAGAGCUUUCCCGCAGGAUCUCAGAAAACGAGGGUCUGAAGAAGAAGUGCUCUUUGUUAGAGAGCGAGCUGAAGGCGAGCAGGAGGAGCACACAGGACAGAGCCGAGGCGCACAGUGUGCCCAAUAAAGAAGCCGGACAUCGUCCCACCAUCGAAGGCGUGUUUGGGAAGGAGUGGUGUAUGGAUCUGUGGAGAGACAAGGAGUCCAGUGCACUACACAAGCAUCAGAGCCAUGUGGACCCGUGUAUGAUAGAGUCUAUUGAUCUGAUGGAAGAUGAUGGACCCGACAUGAUCAUCAUCAAAGACGAGACGUUUGACGACGGCCCGGGUAAAAGCAAGCCACAAGUCAACUCGAGGAGCAGUGAGAAAGACCCUGCGUUCUCGGGUGUGGAACGCGACGUGGCCCAGAGCAGCGAGGAGUUCCUCCCGUACGCCGCCGCGCUCGCCAACACGCCGCCGAGACGCGCGGCCGAGCAGACGUUUGACGUCAGAGCGGACCCGAGACCGUCUGCGCUCGAAGACGCCGCCACGUCGUCCAACGUGAGCUCGGAGGAGUUCGGCGGAUUCUUUCCCGCUAGCAUGCACCUGAACGCCCCGAAGAACUUAACGUCCGGUCCGGAGCAGAAGAAGUUUGAAUGCGUGUUCUGCGGGAAGAACUUCAACUACUUGAGCUAUUUAAAAGUGCACUUACGGACGCACUCCGGAGAGAAACCCUUCGGCUGCACGGUGUGCGGUAAGCGCUUCGCUCAGAAGACGUACCUCAAAAUCCACAUGCGCACUCACUCUGGAGAGAGACCCUACACGUGCAUGGAGUGCGCCAAGAGCUUUUCGCAGAAGAGUUCGCUAAAUAUACACCUGCGCAGCCACACCGGAGAGAAACCGUACAGCUGCGUGGACUGCGGGAAACGCUACGCGUAUAAACACGGCUUCAACAUCCAUCAGUGCAACGGCUAAACCAGUAGCGGGGUUAAAUCUAUAGCUAGGAUAUCCCAAUAUUCGACACGCACACUGUGCACUGUGCAGAUCAGCACACGACACUCAGCUACCAGUUUAGGAAAAGCAAGGUGCAGUCACCGACUGCUUACAUCUAUACCGACUGUUAUACGAGCCGGCACAACGGAAGCAAUAACAGGAGCUCACUUGUUUCACAGACGUUCCACAAUAUUAAAUCAUUUUUUAUUAAUGUUGGACAAACCCCCAUGUGGGAAAAGUUCGACGUUCCUUCCAGAAUUUCACGUCUCAACAUACAGUUGGUCUUCGUUAUGGUACCGUAAACAGUCUGGGGUGUUUUUAUUGAAAUUUUUUUUUUUUACGAACGCUUCGAAUGCGGUUAAUUAUCAGUCGUGCUGUACGUGCUAAUCGACGACGGCUUGAAGCCGCGGGCUGCGUCCCAAACCGCGUACUUACCGUCUAUAUAGUAGCCGAGAUACGUGUAUUUUUCCCCACCACAGGCCUAUAGUAGGCAAGUAUGCGGUUUGGGACGCAGCCGAACUCUGUUGUUCGCCGUAAAAUGUCGAGAACCGGCGUGUGUGAUCGCAUCCUGUCGCGAAAUGCGGUGAAAACUCUCACGCUCAUAAUGCGAUUACGGUGUGUAAUACAUGUCUGUAAUACACGUCCAUAAUGCGACUCAAGUACUCCACCUGUCUUAAUUCGAUUAGAACUUAAUUCGAGUACGACCUUAAUUAGAUUAAGGUAAGUGAAAAUUGCUGUUUACAUGGUAGUUCCUUCAUCAAAGUAUGGUCUUAAUCGGAUUAAGAGUGGAUCGUUGUCGCCCACGUAAACGCAGCUAGUAACUCCGUUAUAUCACACCAAACCCGGCACUGAUUAUUAUUACGUCAUCAUUAUCGGCGCUACGUCAUAUCGCCGGAGCUCGGCUCCGAAUCCCUCCUCGGUCGAUUUUACCACGGGGGCUGAAGCGGUGUAGGGUCACGAGCGGGCUCGUCAGUCCAACGUACCUGACCUGUAGUGUAGGUUUAUGUAUAAGCUACGUGAGCCUGAUAAACUGGUAGCUCAGUGUAAUAAAAUUUCAUGAAUUUAAAAAAAAAAAAAAAAAAACGUGGGAAAAAAUAAGUCUUGUGCAUGCUGGUGAACUGUUUUCUUAGCAUAGAAUAAAUUAUUCUUGUAUUAUGAUUUUUAACCACAAACACCACACGAGAAUAAAAUGUUCCACUGAGGACUAAAUGUUCAGAAGGUGAAGAUAAUAAUAAUAAUAAUAAUUAUUAUUAUUAUUAGUAUUAUUUCUGUUCCUCUUGUUACACUUGAUGUGUUGUUUAGUGAGUGACUGAAGUUUCCGAUUUUAAGCAUUUUGUACAGACUCUUAAAUAUUUAUUAACCUCGGUUUCGGCUUUCUACUAAUAUUUCUUUCUUGGCUGAUUAAUAAAUCACGCUUAGAAAGUUCUCAAGGUUUUUCUUUUUGUGUGUGUGUGUGUGUGUUUUGGGUUCUGGAACCGUGCCAACAGUGUUUAACAUAAUGGCUUCAGUGUUCAUCGUUCAAGAUCUGAGCGACUUUAUUUGUGAGGCUAUGACUCACUCAGUCGAUUUUUAAAAUGACUAAAAAUGGGACAAAGUGAAAAACAGGAUAAAAAAUAUCCUGUUUAUUACUUCUGAUUUUUUUUUUUUUUUUACAUAGAAGUACUGUUUUAAAAAAAAAAUGUAUUUACAUUUUUUAGUCGCUCGUUUUUAAAUAAUUUGUUCUAUUUAUUUCCUUGUUGUUUUUUUUUUUUAUUCUGAUUUUUCAAUUCAUUUUUUGUAUAAAAUAAAUAAAUAAAUAAAAAAAUUCUAAACAUU